AAAGUGUCGUGAAUUGUGUGAAGAGAUGUCGGCUCUGAAGGCAAGCAAUGAGUCCGAAGUGAAGGCAUUGAAAGCACAGCUCAAGACAUCAGAGGAUUCAAUGCAGACAAUGACUGAAGAGAUGGAAAGUUUGAGACAACAGUUGACGACAUCUGAGAAGAGUAAUCAAGAAUUGGUCGCAGAUUUGAGUGAAACGUCGGCUCAAAAAAGUUGUUUAACUCAAGAGAUAUCGAUUUUGAAGGCGAGGAAUGAGACAGAAGUACAGACUCUGAAAGUAGAGCUCAAGACAUCAUUGGAGUCAAUGGAGACAAUGGUUACCGAAAAUAAUAAUUUGAAACAAACGGUGUAUACUUUGUCGACAUUGGUUUCAAACUUGAGUAAUCAAAAUAUGGCCACAGAUUUGAAGCACAAAUUGUGUGAAAUGUCGACAGAAAACAGUGUUUUGAGGGAAGAGUUGUCGGCGCCGUCGCCGCGAUUGUGUCAUCUGAUAAAACGGCCGGACUUUGAUUCCUAUGGAUUCAAAGUUCAAGAGAAGGCAGAGACCGGACACUACAUCGGGAAAGUGAACGCCGACUCUCCGGCACAGUUGGCCGGACUCCGAGAGGGCGACCGUAUUAUUGAAGUGAAUUGCGUUAACAUUUCCAAUGAAAGUCAUCGACAAGUCGUCGAAAGGAUUAAAUUGAUUCCCAAUGAAACCAAACUAUUAGUGAUCGACGAGAAGACUAGACUCUCGUCGGAGACUCUCGUCAGUGAAGAGUCGGACCGAAAGUGUCGUGAAUUGUGUGAAGAGAUGUCGGCUCUGAAGGCAAGCAAUGAGUCCGAAGUGAAGGCAUUGAAAGCACAGCUCAAGUCAGCCAUCGAUUCAAUGGAGACAAUGACUGAAGAGAUGGAAAGUUUGAGACAACAAUUGAUAACAUCUGAGAAGAGUAAUCAAGAAUUGGUGGCAGAAUUGUGUGAAUUCUCGGCUCAAAAAAGUUGUUUAACUCAAGAGAUAUCGACUUUGAAGGCGAAGAAUGAGAUAGAAGUACAGGCAUUGAAAGUACAGCUCAAGACAUCAUUGGAGUCAAUGGAGACAAUGGUUACCAAAAAUACUAAUUUGAAACAAACGGUGUAUACUCUGUCGACAUUAGUUUCAAACAUGAGUAAUCAAAAUAUGGCCACAGAUUUGAAACAAAAAUUGAGUAAAAUGUCGACAAAAAUUAGUGAAUUGAGUAAAGAGUUGUCGGCAUUGAAGGCAUCGAAACAUAUCAUUGAAUCCGAUGUAAAACUAUUGGCUCAAGAAAUCAAUGCACAGAAUAUUAGUAAAAAAUAA
Molecule: messenger RNA, 1312 nt
Organism: Medioppia subpectinata
Lineage: Eukaryota; Metazoa; Arthropoda; Arachnida; Sarcoptiformes; Oppiidae
Source: the annotation of a GenBank genome assembly